Molecule: messenger RNA, 1788 nt
Organism: Eleginops maclovinus (Patagonian blennie)
Lineage: Eukaryota; Metazoa; Chordata; Actinopteri; Perciformes; Eleginopidae
Product: glucosamine-6-phosphate isomerase 2
Exons: 7
Coding region: 117-944 (275 amino acids)
Biological process (GO): D-glucosamine catabolic process; carbohydrate metabolic process; N-acetylneuraminate catabolic process
Cellular component (GO): cytoplasm
Molecular function (GO): identical protein binding; glucosamine-6-phosphate deaminase activity
Source: RefSeq, a predicted model, not a curated record
CCAUACAUUCCACACUGAAGUCACCUGACCGGGAGUUUUUCACGUGACAUAACAAGCGCCUUCCAAAAGCUGAAUUCUCGCCUGACAAACAGCGGGUUUAACAGUAAGCCACUACGAUGAGGCUGGUGAUUCUGGAGGACUAUGACCUGGCUAGUGAGUGGGCGGCCAAAUACAUCCGCAACAGAAUCAUCCAGUUCAAACCCUCCGCCGAGAGGUACUUCACCAUGGGCUUACCCACAGGGAGCACGCCCUACGGCUGCUACCAGAAGCUAAUAGAAUACUACAGGAGUGGAGAUAUUUCUUUCAAAUAUGUGAAGACCUUCAACAUGGAUGAAUAUGUAGGUCUGCCUCGUGGUCACCCAGAGAGCUAUCACUCAUACAUGUGGAACAACUUCUUCAAGCACAUCGACAUCGAUCCUGCCAACGCUCACGUCCUGGACGGGAACGUGGAGGACCUGGAGGCCGAGUGUCAGGCGUAUGAGCAGAAGAUCAGCGAGGCGGGGGGAAUCGAGCUGUUCGUAGGAGGUAUCGGCCCUGAUGGCCACAUAGCGUUCAACGAGCCGGGCUCCAGCCUAGUCUCCAGGACCAGAGUGAAAACGCUGGCUAACGACACCAUCGUGGCUAACGCCCGUUUCUUUGGCAACGACCUCUCCAAGGUCCCCACCAUGGCUCUGACGGUGGGCGUGGGAACUGUCAUGGACGCCAAAGAGGUGAUGAUUCUGAUCACAGGGGCACACAAAGCCUUUGCUCUGUACAAAGCCAUAGAGGAGGGGGUAAACCACAUGUGGACCGUGUCAGCGUUCCAGCAGCACCCCUGCACCAACUUCAUCUGUGACGAGGACGCCACCCUGGAGCUGCGAGUCAAAACUGUGAAGUACUUCAAAGGUUUGAUGCAUGUCCAUAAUCGGCUGGUGGACCCAGUGCUCAGCAUAAAGGACCAGUGAAGAACAGACGGCUUGUUCCUCUGCUGCUGUUGUGUUCCUGAGGAAAUGUUGAGCAGGGACAGCCCUCUUCUUUGCACAUGCUCAGACCUGAACUGCACCUGGAUGAUGUCACAGAGUUAAUGACAGCUAAAUGUCUGGAGAAGUUCUUUGUUCAGACCUUUGCGUUUAAAGGGACAGUACCGGUUUUCUCCUGCUUAUCCCUUCUAGUGGUCUUCAUCUUCGCUCUGUUUGAAAACUUUAAAAUAAUGACAGAUAAGCUUCGUUUUGUGAAGUGUUUGACAUGAACCCACACUACUUCUGUUCUACAGGUGAAGGGUUAUUUUUUAUUAUGAUUAAGUAUAGACUUUGUUACACACCAAAUUCAUGAUUGAACAGGAAACUAAUACUCUGAAUAUUGCUAAUAUCUAAAUAGCCAUUAUGGCACCUACUAACCUAAAAAGUGACCUUAGACUCUGGUCAAACAGAGAUUUUGAAUGUAUGGAUGUGAAGUGUGCUCUCCUUUCAGCCAUCUGCAGAGCCCACCACAGAUAAAUGUUACAGAAGAACACAAAACAUGAGGAUCCAAUUUUUUUUUGCACCUAGGGUAAGCAUCUGCUAGCUGGAUUGCAUUUUUUUGGUAACACUUUGCUUGUAUGGUCAGUAUCCUGCAGUCUUUCUUUCCAGUGUGAAGGAGGGAUUAGUUUCUAUCUUUAGUGUUAACUUCCUGUUCACUCCGUCUGUUCAGCAGGCUUCUCCUUGUUAGUGUUUCAGCUAUUUAGUUUUGAACACUUUAUAUUGUAAAGACAAUACAUUGUUGAGUGUUUUUGCUUUGUACUUUGUACUGAAAUAAAGUUGAAAUGGAUAA